This is a messenger RNA of Arthroderma uncinatum, 4299 nucleotides long. RefSeq lists its product as uncharacterized. Bases 1 to 4299 code for a protein of 1432 amino acids. The record is from RefSeq and is a predicted model, not a curated record. NCBI's taxonomy places the organism in Eukaryota, Fungi, Ascomycota, Eurotiomycetes, Onygenales, Arthrodermataceae. The transcript has a single exon. Gene Ontology annotation, biological process: nuclear-transcribed mRNA catabolic process; rRNA catabolic process. Gene Ontology annotation, molecular function: 5'-3' RNA exonuclease activity; RNA binding. Gene Ontology annotation, cellular component: nucleus.
AUGGGUGUCCCGAAAUUCUUCAGAUGGCUCUCGGAGCGGUACCCGGCGAUAUCGCAGCUUAUUGCUGAGAACCGGAUCCCGGAGUUUGACUGCCUCUAUCUUGAUAUGAACGGCAUCAUUCACAACUGCACCCACAAGGACUCGGACUCGCCGACCUUUCGAAUGACGGAGGACAAGAUGUUUAUUGCUAUUUUCAACUAUAUCGAGCAUCUUUUCGGGAAGAUCAAGCCAAAGCGACUUUUCUUCAUGGCGAUCGAUGGUGUGGCUCCGCGAGCAAAGAUGAACCAACAGCGCGCCCGUCGGUUCCGUACCGCUCUCGACGCCGAACUUGCGAAGGAGAGGGCUAUAAAGGAAGGCGUGGAGAUGCCCAAGGAAGACGCAUUUGAUAGCAACUGCAUCACUCCCGGAACAGAGUUCAUGGCGAAGCUUACGAAACAAUUGAAGUACUUCAUCAACAAGAAGGUGUCAGAAGAUGCGGAGUGGCAGGGAGUCGAGGUUGUUCUUUCGGGCCAUGAAGUCCCCGGUGAAGGAGAACACAAGAUUAUGGAAUACAUUCGCCAGGCAAAGGCGCAACCAGAGUACGAUCCAAACAUGCGGCACUGCUUGUACGGGUUGGAUGCGGAUUUGAUCAUGUUGGGUCUUCUGAGUCACGACCCUCACUUCUGCCUUCUCCGAGAAGAAGUAACGUUUGGGCGGCAGAGCUCAAAGAAAUCCAAGGAACUCGAGCAUCAGAAUUUUUACUUGCUUCACCUUUGCAUCGUUCGGGAGUACUUGGAACUGGAGUUUCAGGAAUUGAAAUCGGACGGCACUUUAAAGUUUCCUUUUGAUAUGGAACGGGUUAUUGACGAUUUCAUUUUAAUGGCCUUUUUUGUUGGGAACGAUUUCUUACCCAACCUUCCGCAUCUACAUAUAAACGAGGGUGCGCUGGCGUGGAUGUUCAAGAUAUAUAAAGAGGUUCUACCGAAAUUGGGGGGUUAUGUCAACGAACAUGGCAAAAUCAACAUGGAGAGGCUGAGAAUGCUAUUGGUGGCUUUAUCCGAUGUUGAAUUCCGGUUUUUCGAGGCGGAAUAUUCAGAUGCCAGAUGGUUGAAGUCGAAGACACUGGACGGGGACCAAACUCCCACUUUACCGGAAAAGCCCAAUGUGCUUACAAUAUCUCCCGCUCAGAAGCAUAUCUUUAAUAGAAUAAAGAAAUACGUCACUCACCGCCCAGUGGAUGACGCCGGUCAGCCAGUGCCUCUCGACCUAUCACCCUCACUUCCUGCGAAAGAUCGAAAAUUCGUGGAGCAACUAGUCGAUAGUCUCCACCUGAAAUGGAGUUCUGUUUUGAAUCAGCAUGAGGAGCGGUUUUUGCGCGUGCAGUUACCCUCUAACGAUGAAGACGAAGACGAAGACGAAGAUGACGAGUCGCAGAUUGCAAUAUUACGCGUUCUUAAGAGAUACGAUAAUGCAAAGGUCAAAGAGGCCACCGCCGAGGAUGUGCAGAUGGCAGCUGAGAAGAAGUAUGAGAAGAAAUUCCAGGAGUGGAAAGAUAAAUACUACAGAGACAAAUUUGGAUGGGGAUUGGACAAUGCAGAAGAGAUGCGAAAAUUGACAGAGAACUAUGUCCAAGGCCUUCAGUGGGUUCUAUUCUACUAUUACCGUGGUGUCGCCUCGUGGCCGUGGUUCUACCGUUAUCACUACGCUCCUAUGAUCUCCGACAUUCACCUUGGUCUGGGUGCCGACGUCGACUUCAAACUAGGACAACCCUUCUUCCCAUUCCAGCAGUUGAUGGGUGUCCUGCCAGACAGGAGUAAGAAGAUUGUGCCUGUGGCAUAUCACAGUUUGAUGACAACCCCUGAAUCUCCGAUCAUCGGCUUCUACCCACGAGACUUCGAGCUUGACAUGAACGGAAAGAAAAUGGAAUGGGAAGCUGUGGUUAAAAUCCCAUUCAUUGAAGAGGAUCGGCUUCUCAAAGCCAUGGCGACGAAGGAGCAUUUAUUGACUCCAGAUGAAAAGUCGAGGAACUCGUUCGGUGUGACGCUAAAAUAUACGCAUUCACCUGAUGUAGAGUUCAUCUACCCCAGCUCCCUACCUGGUAUCUUCCCUGACGUUUCGCGGUGUCACUGCAUCGAAAAUGUCUUUGAGUUACCUACCAUGGAAGGGUUGGACCCAUAUGUGGGAUUGGUAGAAGGUGUUAAGAUUGGGGCCGAGGCACUCGCUGGAUUCCCAAGCUUACAGACCGUUCCCCAGACAGGACAGCUUGGCUUCCACGGGGUGUGCGUAUUCCAACAGGAGAGUCGCAACGAAAGCAUGGUCGUUACUAUAGUCGAUCCAGAAAUUGCAGGAAAUACUACAGACGCAAAGGUGAAAUUGGGCAAAAGAGUCCAUGUUGGAUACCCAUUCCUCCAGGAAGCAAAGGUGGUGUGCGUCUCGGACGAACUCUUUGAUUAUGUUCAAGUUGACGGCGAGGAACACGUUGUGGCUAUUCCGCAUACCCCAACACAAAUCAAUCAGUGGAAGAGGAAGGCUGAGAAGAUUGAGUCGUACUACAGUAGACGACUGGGAAUGGUUAUUGGUGAUGUGGAGACCAUCGUGCGCGUGGAGAUGUUGAAAGGUCUGAUGAAAACUGAAGAUGGAGCCACUGUCAAGGAGUUCACGGAAAUCCCUGGAGUUGAGACGGAAUACGCUGCCCAGCUUAUUGUGGACUCGGUUUUCAGCGAGGAUCUUCGUUUUAUUGAGCGAGCAGCAGUCCCUAUCGAAGAGGAAUUCCCAGAAGGUGCGCGAGCAUUCUUUUUAGGCGAAUACAACUAUGGCGCCCCAGUGCACGUUACUGGGCAUGAAGACGGAAAGCUAUCGGGACUGCUUUCCGCUGUGAAGGGGAGGGAACCAGAGUUUGGGAGGGAGCAUGUCAUGAACGCUGAAAAGCUAUCAAGAUAUACCCCUUCCUUCGCUAUUGCGCGAAACUUACAACUCAGCCCUCUUACUUUAGCCAAAAUUACGUCGUCUUUCUCCGUGAAUGUCGACGGAUCACGAGUCAAUCUCGGACUCAACCUCAAAUUCGAGGCAAAGAAACUCAAAGUUUUAGGAUAUUCACGACGCGGAAACUCCGGAUGGGAGUUUAGCGAAAAGGCCAUCGGACUUCUCCACGACUAUAUGAUUAAAUUCCCAGAUUUUAUUGCAGGUAUUCAACGGAAGCCUCAAGGCGACGUGUUUGAACCUACCGAUUUCUACCCCGCCGAUAUCGCGAAAGAGAAGAUCAAGGAGAUUCAGGCGUGGCUCAAAUCCAUUGAGUCGAAAAACUUCGAGCGUGUCCCACUUGAAGCUGAACAACUUGACUCGAGCAUUGUAGAGGCAAUCGAAAAGACCGCCGAUGAGCUACACCAAACCAGAGCCGCUCCGGUGGCACAGAAAAUUCGAGGUGUGCCACGCAACGCACUGUUGAAGCCUGCGGAUGCGGAACACCGUCUCAACAGCCAGCACUUCCAACUUGGAGACCGUGUGCUUUACGCCCAAGAUUCUGGAAAAGUUCCAAUUGCUUCGAGGGGAACCGUCGUUGGCUUAACACGCACAUCAAGGCACUUGCUUCUUGAUGUGCUUUUUGACGUCUCAUUCAUGAGUGGUACUACCCUCUCAGAUCGAUGCUCGCCAUUCCGCGGCUCAACCGUUCCUGCGUCGUCAGUUCUUAACCUGACUAACAAACAGCUUACUGCUCUAUCGCGUGCUACUGCACAAAAGGAACAGGCCCGGAGCCAACAGCAGCCUUCUAGGGGGUACGGUGCUCCUCAAGGACCGGGUGGUGUGGGACAGCUGAAAGAGGCAUCGACUCCACCACCACUCACGAACAGCUAUCGAGGAGCCGCCACAGGUCAACCAUCAAAUGGCAAAGUUAACGGAGCUCCGAAUUGGAAUGGACGUGGCCGCGGGCGGGGUGCCUUGCCUAUUCGCAGCCAUCCAACCGCUGAGAAUACGACCGGUCAGCAAACACCUGGAUUCAAUAGGGGUAGGGGACGUUCCGGUUUCAACCAAUCUAACGGGCGGGGAGCUAACGGACAGCCGGGCCGUGGACGUGGAAGAGGAGGAUAUGUAUCUGUGGAACACAUGAACCCUGAGGCUGACGUCUUGAACCACAACCCGAACUUCAAGCCCCGGCCAUACAACACAGUCCCUCCGCCAGUUUCCCUCAAUCAGCCAGCUUCCCAACGAGGACGCGGUGGGCGUGGUAGAGGAAGAGGUCAGGCUCGAGGUGGUAGAGGUAGAGGAGGGGCCGGGGCCGGGGCCGGAGCUGCAAGCGCAGGCGCUGGAGAGACUGCAGCUUAG